CACUAUUGUCGAAAUGAAGCUUCAGUUGCUGUUACACUGCUCCGGAAUAUGGUUGUAUGCUCUUAUCUUAUCAUUUAUAUCGCGUCAAGAUACUGCUUAAUUACUCUAAGGUUGGGAAACAGGUGACAGUUCAAUCAGAUGGUGCAACUGCUCGGUAUUGUAGGUGUUUUAUUGUGAUUUUCUGUGAGUGUUGUGGCAAUAUACUUUACGUAUGGAGAGAAUAAAUGCUUCAAACAAAAACCUUUUUGAGUGUCAAGUUCAAUCUUGAUGUUGAGUUUACGAACAUACUAGUUUUAUAGAUUAGAUGACGACUGAAAAUACCGAUGGAAGCUAACAAUCCAUCCUUACAACUUAGUGUUGACAAUCUAGAAAAACCACAUCGCUUCAGUCUUCAGCACAAUCGAUCAGAAUUGGUACCAUCGAGUUUCAGGCAAACACAAUCGCAAAGAUAUGAUUCAGAAGGAAGAAGAAAAAUAAAGAAAGCAAUAGUGAUUCCCCCGUCUUCAACAAUCGCUGAAGUAUCUGAAGAGGCUGAACCCGACGAGAAGAAUUUUGACCAAUUUAAAGUAGAAAAUGAAAAAAGAAAUAGCAAAGUUUCGAAGAAAAGCGAAAAGUCAAUUUAUGCAUUCGAUAACGCAGCUUACGAUGGAAAUUUGGACAAACGGAGUAUAUCCAGCAGAGCAGGGUCUUCAAGACAACCAAGUGUACAGAGCUUAGAGGUUGUUCGCGAACAAUACUGCUGCUUUGCUAGAAGAACAAACUGUGAAAAGAAACUUUUAGUUACAGUGACUAUUUUAAGUAUAGUUAUUAUUGUGUUGGUUAUAGUUUUAGCUCUAAUAGCAUCUCACCAUGAUAUAGAUAUAAAGUCUACAAUAAGAGAUUUAUCAUCAUAGAGAAGAGACUGUUUAUAAAUUAUAGGUAUUGAAUCAUAAUCAUGUUCCUUUUGUAUUUUCAAGUUAUUGUUAUGGAAUUGUGUACUUAGAUAUUUAAACAAAAAUGUUUUUGUCACAUUA
Molecule: messenger RNA, 1013 nt
Organism: Diabrotica virgifera virgifera (western corn rootworm)
Lineage: Eukaryota; Metazoa; Arthropoda; Insecta; Coleoptera; Chrysomelidae
Exons: 3
Coding region: 324-893 (189 amino acids)
Source: RefSeq, a predicted model, not a curated record